AGUUUAAUUGUUUGAUCCGUUUAGCUGUUUGGUUCCAACUAUUGGUUCCUACCGUGGUCCAGAAAUUAAAAUAAUUAAUUAAUUACUCGCAUUAUAUAAGCCUCGAUUCGAAGAUCAGCUACGUCUUGGCUGUGUGUGUGUGUGUACGUGUGUGCGUGUGAUACUCAUUGCAUUCCGGUUUUGGAAUAAUAUCCAAACAACAAAAGCUCCAUAUAAAUUUAUAUAUACACACGCCCCGCACUCGUAUAAACGGUCGCUACGUCAGUGCCAAUCCCACCGAAAAAAACCCGAAAUACAUCAGUAAAUAAAAAUUGAAUAAUUGAAACAUACUACAACGCACAUGUGUAUGUAUGUACGAAUGUACAAUCAGUAGUACAUACACAUAAGUUCAAAUUAUAGCAAACAGUUUCACUGUUUUGAUAGACGAGACUCGAAAGUAACUUGCAAAAUGCUUGCAUUACCAGGUCGUGUUUUAGGAUGCCUCCAAUUGCUUCUUGUGUUCGCAGGCAUGUGUCUGGCGCAGCAGCAAUAUCCUCAGCUGUCUGUCGGCACUCCCCUGGAACCGUUGACCGCACCGACAGCAUUUGAGCAGCAAACCACCCAUAUCCAGUCGCUGAGGAGCAACUUUGAUGCGGACUUGCUGCGCACAAUUUCCCAGGGCGCACAGGAGUUUGGCCUCGAUCUCCUGCAGCGUAUAUCCGUGGAGGUGCAGAAAUCCAACAGGGAUUUUAUGAUAUCACCCUUUUCCGUGUGGUCGCUGCUCGUCCUGCUGUACGAGGGCGCCAGCGGUGCCACCUACGACCAGCUGCGACGGGCCCUGCACAUCAAUGUCGAGGAUGAGAAGCUGCGCGCCGUCUAUCAAGUGUGGAGCACGUACCUGAACAUCAACACGUCUACCAUUGAGGUGGCCUCGCUCCAGGCCGUUUACACCGAUCACAGUUUGCCCGUGAAGAAUGCCUACCGGGAUGUCGUAAAGAACUACAACGUACAGCCCGUGGAGGUUGACUUUUACAGUGCCAAUACGGUGCACCAGAUCAACGAGGCCUCCAACCGCACAACGCGCGGUCUCAUUCCGUACACGGUGCUGCCCCAGGAUAUUUAUGGAGCCAAGAUGUUCCUGCUCUCCUCGCUGUUCUUCAAGGGCCAGUGGAAGUUCCCCUUCAAUCAGUCUGCGACGCGUAUGGAGCCGUUCUACAACGAGAACGACGAGGCCAUCACCACAAUACCCAUGAUGGUGCAGGAGGCAAACUUUGCCUAUGCCACAAAUAUUGAGGGCUUGGACGGCUACGUACUGGAGCUGCCGUACGGAGCUCAGGACAGGCUCUCGAUGAUAGUUAUACUGCCGAAGCGCGGCUUCAAGCUAAACGACGUGGCCAAUAAUCUAAAGGCGUUGGGUCUUGCGCCCAUCUUGCAGCGUUUGGCUGCAUUCAGGCGCACCGCCUCGGAGGACAACCAGGUGGAGGUGUUAAUGCCAAAGUUCACAACGACGACUGACUUCACCCUGAAGGGAGUCCUGGCACAGAUGGGCAUACUCGACCUUUUCGAUGAGAAUAGGGCAAACCUCAGCCGGAUGUCCUCUGGUUUGUUUGCCAAACUCUGCAUUCAUUCCACCAAAAUCAUUGUGGACGAGCAGGGUACAACCGCCGGGGCAGUGACUGCCGCUGUGCUCGCGAACAAGGCGACGCCGCCAAAGUUCCAGCUAAACAAGCCAUUCCAAUACAUGAUCGUGGAGAAGGCCACCAAUCUAAUGCUCUUUGCUGGCCAAGUGCGCAACCCUAAGGCGAUUUAGUCUUAAGCGAGAUUUUAUUGACAUCAUUCAGAAAGAGAAAUCCUACGUUAAGGAACUCGUA
This is a messenger RNA of Drosophila guanche, 1850 nucleotides long. Its product is annotated as serine protease inhibitor 77Ba. Bases 449 to 1789 code for a protein of 446 amino acids. The transcript has 5 exons. Gene Ontology annotation, molecular function: serine-type endopeptidase inhibitor activity. Lineage: Eukaryota; Metazoa; Arthropoda; Insecta; Diptera; Drosophilidae. The record is from RefSeq and is a predicted model, not a curated record.